GUGUCUGGGGAUCGUACAUUACAAUCGAGGACGGUCAGCACAUUAAAGACAUCAAGAAAGGGAGGACUGAUAAGAUUUAAGAAUCGCAGAAAAAGCUGUUUAUGAGGUCUGCAACGUCGUCUGCAAAAGGGUACUUAUAAGAUGGAUUUAAAGUUCUGGGCAUCUCUUUCUAUUAUAUGCAUAUUGAUGAACUACUGUCAAAUAUGUGAAGGCAGGCCUAAACCGAGAAAUUGUAUGGGUCUUAUCAAGCAAAAAGGCUGCAAGUACAACAACAUUGGACUUUCAAAAAGGUUAUUCGAUGAAAUUAUGAAAAGAACGGAAACCAACGGAGCAAACACACAAGAAGACUGGGAAAGGGAAUUACAAACGGAAGACGAGCCAGAACUCAAAGAAGAACAACUCUUCGCUGACAGGGCGCCCGCUAACGACUGGCAGGGUUUAGAUGAGGACACGCAAGCCUUUCUGGACACGAGAGAGCAAGAGAUUGAGGACCUGAGGACGAAAGAACUGGAACUGCUUCUAAUCAGGGCGAUGCUAGACGAUCUUGAUAAUGAACAUUUCGAUGACGUGUAGUCAUGGCAACCAUGUGGCAUCAAUGGAUGCGAAUCGCUUAAGGCCCAUUUGAAACUUAUUUGGGACACCCAUUUAUGAUCUCAGUUGAGAUCGCAAUAUCGCUAAACAUAACAAAACAAAAAAAGUGUGCGUUCCGUAUGGCGGUUACUCAAAGUAAUUUAGCAUGUACUAAAAUAGUUUUAAAAGAAGCUGGAGAAUGAGAGCUACUCGGUAAAGAUGAAGUUUAACUGACAAGAUUAAGUCAAUCGCCUUGUUUUACAACUUGGUAUCUUCUAGUAUUCAGGAUAAAGUAUCAUGUUCGCAUUAAAGCGAUCAUUUAAAAUCAAUUGAAACCCCUAAAUUGAUCUUAACUAUAAGUUGAGACUUUUUGAAAUCUUACGAUCGCUUUGAUUGAAUUGCAACUCUGUCUUAGACAAGCACGUCAGACUGACACGUUUCGCUAUUUUCAUAGCUAUAGUCUAAUAUAUACCAAAGCUGUAGCUAUAUAUUUAGGAUGUGAUGGUGAACCGAGAUUCAGUUACAAGGAAAGAAACAGUUUCGAGUAAAUGUCAGUCCCGCCAGAUUCUGCUUCUUUUUGAACCAUUUUUAAUCUGGACACAGAAUGAGUUUGAGACUCAUUUUGAAACUAAGUUAAAAACAGUUAAUUCCAUCUUGAGCUUGCAUGGUAAGAUGGGAAAAAGAAAAAUGAUAUUUAAAAAAUAAAUCAAAACAACCUAAACCGGUGACUAUCCCAUAGAAAUCAGAUAGAAUAGGGAGUGAAUAAAUUAGCCAAUCAUGGUUUCAUGAAACAUUCGGAAAGUGUUAGCCUAUUUGAUAGGACCGUCUUUUUUUAUAUUCAUUUCAUGAUUCUCUUAUAUUGUACUUUCUUGCUUGAAGUUCGUCAAAGGUUGAUUUUGAUCCAUAUUUGUAAAAUCAUCAUUACUUUAGCAUAAAUGCUGGUACUAUAGUUUAUGCACAUGACAAAAUGCGCAUGCGCAUUGGUUAUAAAUUGUACCAUGUUUACUGUAAAUACUCAUAAUAAGCACGUUAUGCUUGUAUACAUAAAUGAAUGCAUUGUGUAGGCCUUAAAUUCUUAAAAGUAGUAUCAUAGUUCGGUUCCUUACCGUACCGUAUGUAGCCGUGCGAUAUACAGUUACUUGCAAGAUAGGUAUUGAAAUAGUCCAUUUCAAAGAAAAAAUAAUAAAUGAGAGGAGGCGGUGAAUGAAAAUUACAAAAAAGGAAUAGAUCCAAAUUUGAAUUUUAAAAGAAAAUCAAUGGCUGAAGAAACAUCACUUAAUUCAAACUUGGAAUUAUACCAUAACGGAUUAUAAUAAUAAUAAAAAAAAUCUUCAUUAGUGUAUAUACCAAAGCUGUAAUGGGCUUUAAAUUUUCCCAUAUAUUUAAGGCCUCUAAAUUUAAAGCUAAGAUUAUCAGUUUUGUAGUAGUUUUUCACAUUAUUCUUUUGUUCAAAUUAAGAAUCUACGAUUAAAUUCCCAUUCCUCAACGACCAGCCGAGCCUGCAAAAAUGGAUACGAUAAGUAAGCACAAAAUGUUUAAUCUGAACACUCAUUUUCCCUCACAUAUGUUUAGUAACUCGGGAACUUCUAUAAUGUUUCGUAUAAUUGUAAAAUAAAUGCUUUGGAAUUGUUUUACGUGCGUUAACCAUGUUAACAUUAUUUAGUUUGCCGUCUGCUUUAGAACGCCAUUAUUAAAAAAAGCUAUCUGGUCAAAUUUGUCCGAGUUCUAGUAAUUGCCCUUUUAUGGAAACAUUGUGAGAUAAUAAGAGCACUAGGGUGUACCUUUGGAAUUAAUGCAAACGUUUACUUUAAAUUUCAAGAAUUUAAAAUAUAUCUAAAUCGGUUUUGAAUAGGGACCAGCCGAAUAUUGAAAUAAUUUCUCAAUCAUUAGGAUUCACUUUUAACUCUAAAAAAAAAUUUGAAUUCCGAUCUGUUAGCAUUAUAUUUCAAUCUAAAUCCAAUAUUGGGCUGGUCACUAUUACAAGCCGAUAUGGAAUUAUUUUCAUCCUCGAAAUCUAUAUUGUAAUAUUGGUCGAUAAGUUUGUGACGGAUUUAUCACGUUUACUUUCCCCAUACAUGUAUAUUUUCAUGAUAUCAGUUUGUAGAGAAUGCUUCAUUUGUUAAGAAAUAAAAAUCAUUCAACACAAAUGCAUACACUCUAAAUUUCAAGAAUUUAUAAUAAAUCGGCUGUAAUGACCAGCUAAUUGUUGGAUAUAUUUUUAAUCUUAAGAAUGAACUUUCAUGUCUCAAAAUAUUCAAAUGUAAAUCUAUCAGCUUUAGAUUAAAAUUCAAAUCUAAUACUCGUCCGGUCACAAUUUAUCGCCGAUCUGGAUUAAUUCAAAAUCCUUGGAAUUCAGACUGUUUUUGUGUUGUCUAAAAUGGUUGGCUUAUGGUAAAACGUGUCAUGUUAUAAGCAUGUAAUAAAUCAUUGUGAUUUCUAAUCAGAAAUAUAAAGGCCCAUUUUUGAGAAAAUGAACAUUCUGAGUUGUAUGAAAUGUGACUGCCCAGUGUGAAGCCUACAACAAAUAUCUCCAAACCUGCUUCAUUUAAUUUUUAACGUUUCUUGCAGAAAAGAUAGGCUUUUCAUGCGUUUUUUUAGUUUCCCUUGAUAUUUCAUAAUUUUCGGGAUCUUGAUUACAAAAGAGGUCAUGGUAAAAAAAAAGAUAUUAAAUCAAUUAAAAAAACUUUCUGGUGUUACACCACUUUUCCAAUCAAGACCGUAAUUUUUUCUCUAAAUGUGUUAAAUAUUGCUUUAUUAAGCUUAAUCCUAUAAAUUUUCAAUUAUGAAUGAAAAGAUAUAAAUUCUUUAAUACGUCGAGUAGAAAAACUAUUGAUGAGUAUGAUUGGUCCAUUUUUUUUUCAUUCUGUUAUAAAAUCAUCAUAUUGUGAUCACGCUACUAAAUGGUUAAAAAAAAAUAUAUAUAUAUAAGAAAAUAUCUAAGCCUGUAUCUUUUCCUUACGAUAUCAACACAAUUUUAAAUUCAUUUCAAAGGAAAUAAUGACGUUAUAUGUUAUUCACAGUUGCUAUGUGAAUUAGGAACAAAUAUUCAAAAUUAUUAUACAUAAUACUGUAAGGACCACCUUUUCACCAAUAUUGGUAUAAAUUUAGAUAUGCAUUGUGCAUUACUCCCCUUUAAAAAUUUAAGUUAGAUUUCAGCGAAACGACAAUCCUUCAUGCGCAGUAAUGUUCUACUGUAUGUAAAUCUGUAAUAUUUACUUUGACUAAAGACAUGAAAGAUAUUCAUAUUUAAUUGCAUGACAGAUGGUUAUCUAUUUUAUUGUGAAGUACUAAAAAAUAUAUAUAUUAAAUAGGCUCGAAUUGUUUCUCUAAUAUUUUGCAUUAGGUGUGGCUAUUUGUACAAAGUGCACUUUCUCUGAAAUAUAGAUGCAGCUUUAUUAGAACGUAUACAAAUAUAAAUAUAUGUUGAGUGUGUGUUAAAUUCUAAUUAACUUGGCUCGGAAUGUUGUAAAGCACUAAGCAGC
Messenger RNA from Lytechinus variegatus (green sea urchin), 4052 nucleotides. RefSeq lists its product as uncharacterized. Lineage: Eukaryota; Metazoa; Echinodermata; Echinoidea; Temnopleuroida; Toxopneustidae. Bases 142 to 573 code for a protein of 143 amino acids. The transcript has 4 exons. The record is from RefSeq and is a predicted model, not a curated record.